Molecule: messenger RNA, 702 nt
Organism: Parnassius mnemosyne (clouded apollo)
Lineage: Eukaryota; Metazoa; Arthropoda; Insecta; Lepidoptera; Papilionidae
Source: the annotation of a GenBank genome assembly
AUGUGGCUGGUAGCCGCUGUUCUCGCGGUGGCUUCGCUGCGAGCUUGUGCAACACCAUGUACCGAGGCUCGAACUCGAUGCGCCUACCGCACGGGGUGUGGUUACGCGCUGAACAACUAUAUGUACUUAUGUAGCGACGUGCUGUCCGAACCCACCAGCGUCUGCCCCAAACCCUGCGAACAUGCGCUCAUUGCGCUAACUUCGACUGAAGAAGGAAAGGAGCUAAUGAAUUGUCAGUGCGACGACGAAUAUUGCGUGGAAGCGAAGCAAAGGAUUGACAUAUGUCGAUCUCAGGUGUUGAACGGCGCAGCAAAUGCGACGUCAUCGUGCCGUCUUUCUCAGCUGAUCUGCCUUGCGGACGCCCAAUGUUCAACGGCUCUGAGCUACUAUCGACAGCUCUGCCGUUCAAUGUACCGCGGUCGGAAGUGUUCGAACCGGUGUCUCAAUUCCAUAGAAAUACUGAAGAAGCAAGAAAAGGCCGCAGCGUUGACAGAAUGCCGCUGUGACGGUGACGAAGAUUUCGAUUGCCCGAGGAUGCAAAGCAACCUUGCUAGGCUAUGCUUCCAUAAGCACCAAAAGAAUAAUACUAGAACACACAAGAAAACGCCUCACGAAGAAACGUCAUCGGCUACUGCAACUGUCACACCAGCGUCAAGUAUCCUAGUGCUCAUUUAUAUGUUCUAUUGGUUUACGUAUACGUAA